UAGGACAUUUUAUUCACAUAAAUCUUCUGUUUAAACUACUGAUCUGUCCUUUGAUACUAAAUUGGUGUGACUAUCUGAAGGAAAAAAAAUAGUUUUUGGAAUUUCAGACAUCUGUAGUAGUUUAUGUUUAGGUGAAACAGCUUGCUGUGGUUAAAGUAGUUUAUUUUCAGAGUGAAGUUUUUUUUUUUUAAAUAAUUUUAUAACCAGUUUGCUAAAGUGUUUUGUCUGCCAAUGUUUGGGGCCUGUUGUAUCUCAAAUGGAUGUUGUGAGAAUUAGUGACUAUUUUUACUGAUCAUUUGAGGUCACAGCAAAUGACCAUUUGGGGCAGUUCUUUAUCUCAGACCUGUUCAUCCAUUAGUGUCCCUCCAUUAAUUUUGUCUACCCUUCCUCUUGUUCAGUUUAGAUUCCAUGCUACGUCAUGUCAAUCUUUCUUUUACAAACACCUGCAACUCUCUUGCCUCUCUUUCCAUGAUACCAACCUGAAAAAACCCUAAACUUGUUUUUUAACAAGUUUGACCCAUGGCCUGAGGUGAAGACAGAUGGUAGUUUAGCCCCUGAGCCCAGGGCUUGCUCCCCACCAAGGAAGGAAGGAAGUGUGGUGCUUAUUGCAGGAGUGACCAGGACAUCACCUUCUAGAAGUAAUGCCCACAGAAAGCGGGAGUUGUUCAACUGCUCGCCAAGCAAAACAGAAACGCAAAUCUCAUAGCCUUUCCAUACGAAGAACAAACAGCUCAGAGCAGGAGAGGGCGGGUCUGCCGAGAGAAAUGUUAGAAGGACAAGAUUCUAAGCUGCCUUCCUCAGUUCGCAGUACACUUUUGGAACUGUUUGGUCAAAUAGAAAGAGAAUUUGAAAACCUUUAUAUUGAAAACUUAGAAUUGCGUAGAGAAAUCGACACUCUUAAUGACCGUUUAGCUGCUGAAGGACAAGCGAUCGAUGGGGCAGAACUGAGUAAGGGCCAGCUCAAAACAAAAGCCAGUCAUAGUACCAGCCAGCUUUCUCAGAAACUGAAGACCACAUACAAAGCCUCCACCAGCAAGAUUGUCUCCAGCUUCAAGACCACCACAUCGAGGGCUGUGUGCCAGCUUGUGAAGGAGUACAUUGGCCACAGGGAUGGCAUCUGGGAUGUCAGUGUGGCCAGGACACAGCCUGUGGUGUUGGGCACGGCAUCUGCAGAUCACACUGCUUUGCUGUGGAGCAUUGAGACAGGGCGGUGCCUAGUCAAGUACACAGGCCAUGUGGGCUCAGUAAAUUCUAUAAAAUUUCAUCCAUCAGAGCAGUUGGCUCUCACUGCUUCGGGAGACCAGACUGCUCACAUUUGGAGAUAUGUGGUUCAACUGCCGACACCUCAGCCCAUUGCUGACACUAGUCAGCAGAUCUGUGGCGAGGAUGAAGUAGAGUGUUCUGAUAAAGAUGAGCCUGACGUAGAUGGUGAUGUGUCCAGUGACUGUCCUACCAUUCGGGUGCCGCUGACAUCUCUUAAGAGCCACCAGGGAGUGGUCAUAGCAGCUGACUGGCUGGUUGGGGGGAAGCAGGCCGUGACAGCCUCAUGGGACAGAACAGCGAAUCUGUAUGAUGUGGAGACAUCAGAGCUUGUUCACUCUCUGACAGGCCAUGACCAGGAGCUGACACACUGUUGCACACACCCCACUCAGAGGCUGGUGGUGACCUCCUCCCGAGACACAACUUUCCGUCUUUGGGAUUUCAGGGACCCCUCCAUCCACUCCGUGAAUGUUUUCCAGGGCCACACAGAUACUGUGACCUCUGCUGUCUUCACCGUUGGAGAUAAUGUUGUUUCAGGCAGUGAUGACCGCACUGUGAAGGUCUGGGAUUUAAAAAAUAUGAGGUCCCCCAUUGCAACUAUUCGUACAGACUCUGCCAUCAACAGGAUCAAUGUAUGCGUAGGCCAGAAAAUCAUUGCCCUUCCACAUGACAACCGACAAGUGAGAUUGUUUGAUAUGUCAGGUGUGAGGCUAGCGCGGCUUCCCCGCAGCAGUCGACAGGGCCACAGAAGAAUGGUGUGCUGCUCAGCCUGGAGUGAAGACCACCCCAUGUGCAAUCUGUUCACCUGCGGCUUUGACAGGCAAGCCAUUGGCUGGAACAUCAACAUCCCUGCAUUGUUACAAGAAAAAUGAGGUCUCCAGCAUUCCUUAGUUUUGUAGUUUGCCAUGGACCUUGUGACUGGUGCCGGCUUUUCUCAUACUGAUCAGCCAUUUUUGUGAGCUUUUGACCCUGAAAAGGGUGAUUUGUGUAUGUUCUUUUCACAUUGUACCAAGCUUGCAUGAAUGUACAGGGAAAUGUGUGGUCAUGUUUUUUAUUUUUGUCUUAUAUGUGUUGGCAUCCUCUGGCCAGUAGAAAUGAAGCCCCUCUCCCCAUAGCACCUUGUGUAUUUUAAGUUACUGGCAUUUGACAGAUGACAGGAGGGCAUUACAUUUGUGUGAGUUAAAUGUGAACCUGUGUACUUAGUCUGUUGCAUUUCUGGAAUAAUACAUACCUACCUUGUACCAGGCAGGUUGCAGAGCUGUAUAGGCUUGAUGAAUGGCAGGAAUGAGCAAAAACUCCAUGUUUAUUUCUGUGUGAGGUUUCAGCAUGUGCUAUCAUGUAAUCCAGCUUCAGCUCUAUAUUCUAUUACAGUUCUGUAAAAUUAGCUGGGUUUUAGAAGUUUAAAAAAAUAGCAUAGAAUAUUGAACUAUAACAUUCAGAGAAUUUCUUGUGAAAAGAAAAGAUUCUGUUCUUUUUUAUGGAAAAUCAUUUCAAUUUCCUGAAAUUUCAUGAGCAAAUUCUAAAAUUUAAUGAUUCUAAUCACUGAUUUCAGAUAAUGAGCAAAAUUUAAAGCACUUUAGUCUAUAGUCAUGGUAUAAACAGUUUUUAGAAGUUUCAAAUGACUUAUCCAUUGAAUGUGACUUGACCUUUUUAAGAAGGCCCUGCUACCUGAAAACAAAACCUUAUUUAUUUUCUACACCCUUUGGUUUGCAUAUUUUCUAAAUGGGUUCACUUCCUUGGUGGUAUUUGAGAGCCAACAAUGCAAAUAAAUGAGUACUACCUCAAAAAUAAAUGCAUUUGGAAAACUUGGGAGUCUCACUGUUGCCUAGCUAAAGCACUUUUGACUGAUAGCUGGAAUAUUGAAAUCAAUUCAGGAGGCAAGAAGGACAAUCAUAGCAAAUGUAUCCUGAAAAUAAAAGGUUCUUUGAUUAGGUUGACCAGGGGAUAGUGAAAGCAGUGGUUUGCAGGUAACAAGAUGCUUUUGUCUCACAGCUGGGACACCUCUCAGUGCCAAUCCUCCCACUGCCAGAGUGAGCCUGUCACUCUUGCCUUCUUAGGAGUUACUGUCAUCUGGUGUUUGUAAGUUCAUGUUUCUUAGUAAGUUACAGUUUUGAUAAAGAGACAUCUCAGUAUACUUCCCCCCAGAUUUUUAAUCUUUUGAAUAUGUUCACUCGGAGAUUGGCCAUGUGGAAAAAAUGGUCCUGGGUGGCCCCUAUUCCCUGUUUCCUGGGAAGGAAGGACUGGGCUGGCACCUGCUGGAGUGCCUUUGGUGUGGUGGUGUGUGAGCAAUGUGUGCAGGUUGUCCUUGGCUGCAAGCUACCCAAGAGUGGACACAUCUCACAGUGGCCCUGUGUGCAGGUUCCGCAGUAGCUGAUCUUAGGAACUUAAGCUCUAUGUCAUUGGAAUGAUUUUGAAAUGAUUCACACAGGUCUUUUUGGGAGGUGGGACUAGGAAAAGCCAUUAAUGAUGUAAUAAGAAUUGCGGUUGCUGCUAAAGGACAAAUAGCAAGUGUCUUAGAGCAACUUUAAUUUUAACUUUAAAUCUCAAGAGUUUAUUGUGUUUAAAAGCCUGAUAUUUCUCCUGGUCACACUGACAGCGAAGUCAGACACAGUGUCUGAUUGCCAUAUCUCUUUGCAUGGCACCACACCCCAAAGAUAUAGGCACCAUGGCUUCUGAAGGAUAAGUUGCACAGCCACACUUGGCUUCUUUUUUUUGUUUCAAUUUGAAUGUCUGGGUGUCUUAGAAUCAUUGUUAGGAGCAUUGAAAAUUGUAUGCACACAACUAAGUCAAACUUACACAACAGAUAAAAAUUUGAAGUUUUUAAAAAUGUGUAUUUGUGAUGGCCAUUUAGUUCUGUACAGAUGAGCACGCUUCAUGGCCAGCAGCUACCCACCUUCCCUCACUGAUGGGGGCGGGGAGGAAGCGACAUUCUCACUGUCUCUAUUAGGCGGUAGACCUCAUGGUGCUCGAACGAGUUCUCAGGAGCAGGAUAAGAUACUGCCGACACCACAUGAUCCUCUGACGUGAUUCCAUCCAGCUGCUCUGUGCCUUGUGCUGGUGUUCUCAGGAGUCAUGAAGGAGAUUGGGGCUAGUGAGUGCAUGUGUGCGUGAGUCUGUGCGUGUAUGUUUUAAUGUGUAGCUGAAAUUGAGUCAUGUGAUCAGUCACAUGUGAUUUCAUCUGAAAUAGUGUUUGAAAAUGGGAAGUUUUGUCCUAAAUGCUGACGUGUCCAGAAUUUCAUUUACAAUGGAAGGAAAAUACGUGGUCACUAAAAACGUGUGUUGAUAGAGAAUGCAUAAGAGAUGUGUUGCUGGACAAAGCAGCACUCUCUCAACCACUGCACAUUCAUUUCUGUAGAGUCCAAAAUUCUUGUAUAUAGUUUGGAAUUUUGAAGAAUCCUGUGUAAAUCAUUUGUUACUUAAAUCUGUGAAAAAAUGUUUUUCUUUGGGGGGGGAAGUAUGCAUUUGUAAGUGUUACGUGGAAGCAAGUGUUUUUAUUGUAUUGAUGUAAUUGUUUUUAAGUGUUCAGUGUCUUUAUUGCAAUAUGAAAUUCAUUAAAAACCAUGUUCUGUAAUUACUAUUGUAAUUAUGUUUUAUGUUAUUAGGAGUCUUUAUUAUUUAGCUUUUUUCAUGUUUUGCUUUUAUGAAACAUUGUUAUUGGCUAUUAAACAUAAAAAAGAUGUAGAAGUUGAACAAAUUUAUUACAGUAUUGUCACUUGAAAAAUUUUAAUGUUAGACUUAAAAGAUCAGAUGUAUCUCCUAUCUGUCUACUAGGCUAAAGUUAAACGAUACAUGAUUUUGCUUCUUCAUUCCUCUAUCACCACCCCCAAAAUUUCUGAAGGAUGUUAAUAAUUUGACAUAAAACAGGCAUUUGUCAAAGUUUCUCCAUUUCAUGUGAUGCUAUUUCUAUUAUUAUAGUUAAGCUUUUUUGAAAGUUAAAAAAAUUCUUGUAACAGAAAGUAGGCCCCAUUUUCUGUGGGAGAAUGCAAAUCAGGAUUGGCAGUUGGCUGUUUACUCACUGAUCUUUUCUCUCCCAAGUAAAUGAAACUCUGUGAUUGUUGCAGGACUUGCAUCCGGAGGUGUUCACACACUACCUGGACUUUGCUGCCUGUCAAUGGUACCUUUUUAAACUAGUCAUGCUUACUGCUUACUUUGUACAGGUACAGGGUACAGUCAGUCCCCAAGAGGCAGAAAUUUUCCACUGAUUUAACUUUUACUUUACUCUUCAAAAACAUGAUUGUUGUCUAAAUUUCAUAAUUAAAUCUAUAGUCACAUUCAAAAGUUCGCAGUAUAAAAAAUUUAAGGAUUCAAGAGUUUCAUAUGAUUUCCUCAAAAUGCUACUAAGAUAUCGCUCCCUAUUCUUAGAUUUUUCUGUUUUCUUUUAAUUUAGCAGUUAAAAACAUUCCAAAAUUGGGAACACUUGUAUUGUUAUAUGCAGUCAUAAUAUGUUAAUAUUAUGGUGGGAAGAAAGUACAGAUGAAACCAAAGUAUUGUGUAAUCCAAAAUUAAUUUUAUUAAAAUAUCUAAGCAACUUGUGGUAGAAAUGAAUAUAGAUGAAACCGAUUCUUGGGAACUCUAAGAACUCUGUGUAGUGGACAAAUGCUGCCCGUUUUUGACUUGUGAGAUGUAAUAGAGAAUGGCAAGGAAACUACUUUAGACAAGUUGGUCAAGGAGGUUUCUCUAAAGAGAUGAGAUUUACUCACGUCUGAGGAUUGAUAAAGGUAUCAGGGCAUAAAGAACAAAAAUUAGGUGACAAAUGCCCAGAAGAGAAGAGGAGGAAAAGAGAAAGAGAUUUGCUUUGAGUCUAGUAAGCCUGUAGUAAAUGAAAAAGUGUGUUAUUGACAAAGGGAUGGAAAAAUUGAUGUAUCAAAAUACAUUCAUGCAUAUGUGAAAUAUUUCAGUUCAUAUACUCUCACAACAGAUUAUAUGUGGAAAGGAAGUAGCCUAUUAAUGAUUUUAGUGCUACUGGUUAUUCAUAUUAAAAAAAUAAAUGAAUUUGGGUCCCUUCCCCAUACCAAGCAAAAUCAAUCCCAGUAUUGCAUAUUAAAGGAAAAACAUUGACAUUAAACAUUUUUGUGACUGUGUUUAUUAAACUACCCAAAAAUACAUUAACUGUACUAGAAAAGAUUGACAUAUUCAACCAUGUUAAAUUAUCUGUGCAUUAUAGGACACCUUAGAAGGGUGAAAUAAUAAACCACAAAUUGUAGUUGCAACAUGUGUAAUCCACAAAGGACUAUUAUCCAGGGCAAUAAAAAAAUUCGACAUGUCUAUAGAAUAAUUGAAAAAUGGUCAGCAGACAUGAAUAGGUGUAUCACAAAAGAGGAACCUUGAAUAGUCAAUAAAUAAACCAGGAAAUGAAAAUUAAGGCCAAAAUGGAAUAUCAUUUCACAAACAUUGGACUGGGAAAAACUGCCAAGUCUAUAGACUGUUGGAACUUUUCUUUAGGACUGUUGGUUUAGAUACAAAAUAAUAUAGCAAAUUGGAAAGCACAAUCUUCCAAGUCUGGUUGAAUGCUUGUCUCCCUGCUCCAGCACUUUCAGGUGUGUAUUUGAACAUAGUUUAUUUAAAAUGUGAUGUCUGGAGACUCGCGUGUCUUAAAAUUACAGAUUCCUGGGUCCAAGAACCGCUGACUCAGAAUUUCUAUCUUGGGAUAGGAUCCAAGAAUCUGCAUGUGAUUCUGUUGUUCGGUUUGAGAUCCAUGGUCCUGAAGAACUGUUGUGUGUGCUUACAUGGAAGGAUAUAAUACCAAACUAGAAACAACCCAACCACACAUCGGCAAGGAUGGGUCAGCAAACUGUUAUGUCUACACAAUGAAAUAUGCACAGCGGUAAACUAGUGAAUCACACACAGCUACAUGCAGUUAUUAGGAACAUAGUGCUGAAUGAAAAAAGCCACUAAAACUACACACAGUAUGAAACUUUUUUUGUGCAGCACAAGCGAGCCCAAUCAGAUAGAUAGAAUUACGAUCAAUUAUUUGGGGAAACAGGAAUGAAGAAGCCAGAAUUCAGCAUGGCAUUCCUGGGGAGGGACUGAAGGGUGUAAUGGGAGC
Messenger RNA from Talpa occidentalis (Iberian mole), 7306 nucleotides. RefSeq names its product WD repeat domain 37 (gene WDR37). Lineage: Eukaryota; Metazoa; Chordata; Mammalia; Eulipotyphla; Talpidae. Gene Ontology annotation, molecular function: protein binding. The record is from RefSeq and is a predicted model, not a curated record. Gene Ontology annotation, cellular component: preribosome, large subunit precursor. The transcript is spliced from 14 exons. Bases 642 to 2132 code for a protein of 496 amino acids.